This is a messenger RNA of Trichoderma reesei QM6a, 1293 nucleotides long. RefSeq lists its product as uncharacterized. Gene Ontology annotation, molecular function: aspartic-type endopeptidase activity. Gene Ontology annotation, biological process: proteolysis. NCBI's taxonomy places the organism in Eukaryota, Fungi, Ascomycota, Sordariomycetes, Hypocreales, Hypocreaceae. Bases 1 to 1293 code for a protein of 430 amino acids. The record is from RefSeq and is a predicted model, not a curated record. The transcript has 3 exons.
AUGCACUCACGACUCCUCAUCACGGCCCUCUUCCUGGGCCUCAUCGCCCUGGUCUCGGCCUCGGCCAUCCCCAUCCACCAGAAGCGCGGCUCCUUCAAGGUCGAGCGGAGGGCCAACCCCAACUUCACCGGCAAUGACGGCCUCAAGGCCAUGGCCAAGGCGUACCGCAAGUUCGGCUGGACCAUGCCCCAGGACCUCAAGGACGCGCUGGCGGUGCGGGAGGCGGCCGUCAAGGCCCGCCGGGCUGCGGCGGCUGCUGGAGGAAACCAGACUCAGCCUGCCCCGGCAGCCCAGCCCGCCUCUGGCCAGGUCGGAAGCGUCACAAACACGCCCGAGGGCAACGACGUCGAGUUCCUGUCCCCCGUCAAGAUCGGCGGCCAGACGCUCAACCUCGACUUCGACACCGGCUCCUCUGACCUCUGGGUCUUCAACACGGCCAUGGAUCCCUCGCUGACGGCCGGCCACACCCUGUACGAUCCCACCAAGAGCAAGACCUUCAAGCAGAUCCAGGGCGCGCAGUUCCUCGUCCAGUACGGCGACGGCUCAGGCGCCGAGGGCGUCGUCGGCACGGACGUUGUCGACGUUGGCGGCGCCGUCUUCGACGCCCAGGCCGUCGAGAUUGCCACCGCCGUCACGCAGCAGUUUGUCGACGACCAGCAGAACGACGGGCUCAUGGGCCUCGCCUUUUCCAAGCUCAACACGGUCCAGCCGCAGCAGCAAAAGACGUUCCUCGACAACGUCCAGAGCUCCCUCGCCGAGCCCGUCUUCACCGCCGACCUCAAGAAGGGCCAGCCCGGCACGUACACCUUUGGCGCCGUCGACGCCUCCGCCUUCCAGGGCGACCUGACCUGGGUCGACGUCGACAACUCGCAGGGCUUCUGGCAGUUCAGCAGCGAGUCCUUUGCCGUCGACGGCGGCGCGACCCAGCAGGCCACGGCCGGCGGCCAGGCCAUUGCCGACACCGGCACCACCCUGCUGCUGGCCGACCCCAUCAUCGUCCAGGGCUACUACGCAAAGGUCCAGGGCGCCCAGAACGAUGCCCAGGCCGGUGGCUUUACCGUGCCGUGCGAUGCCCAGCUGCCCGACUUGGACCUGGAUGUUGGCGGAAAGUAUGUGGCCCGCAUCAGCGGUUCGGACCUCAACUUUGCGCCGGUUCAGGGAAACACUUGCUUUGGUGGUCUUCAGGCAACGACGCAGGGCGGCCUGGGUGUCUAUGGCGACAUCUUCUUCAAGUCGCAGUUUGUGGCGUUCAACAUUGGCAACAACACGCUGGGCCUGGCUCCUCAUGCUUAG